This is a messenger RNA of Ochlerotatus camptorhynchus, 2278 nucleotides long. Its product is annotated as inactive ubiquitin carboxyl-terminal hydrolase MINDY-4B. Gene Ontology annotation, molecular function: cysteine-type deubiquitinase activity; K48-linked deubiquitinase activity. The transcript is spliced from 5 exons. The record is from RefSeq and is a predicted model, not a curated record. Lineage: Eukaryota; Metazoa; Arthropoda; Insecta; Diptera; Culicidae. Gene Ontology annotation, biological process: protein K48-linked deubiquitination. Bases 758 to 1909 code for a protein of 383 amino acids.
UCAACCGCAAGUCGCCCCUCCAAGAAAAAGGCUCAAUCGGUUCCCAAGUGUCCGUAGUUUUUGUAUAUUCUGCCCCAUUCCAAAAGCACGUCCCGUCGUCGGGGUUGAAUGUGCCUAGAGCCCCAAUCCAAUUCAUUCACCUGUUUCAUUUAUUUCUGUGUUGUAUUUUAAUUUGAUGCGCGCCUCAAGUUAGACAACGUGUGCAGCAUUCGCGUGUUUCCAGCAAAUAUCUGGGAGAUCGUGUCAGCGAUACACAGUUGGUUUACAGUGAAAGUUUUUCAUUUGGUAUUUUCAAACAUCGAUUCCACAGCAAGUGAAACAUUUAUAUUAGGCCCAUUAACAAGAAAGUUCUCCGAUUUGGAUCGUGUUAGUGAUAGCAGUUUAUUGCGAAUGCGAUAGAUAUAAAUUUGUGUAACGAUUUGCAUACAUUCGGAGGUUGAAAGAGAAGAGAUCGUUUAUGCGGUUCAGGGUGCGUGUUUAAGAUAUUUUCGACUCUCUUAUUCAAGCAUUGAUAACCGUUAGUUAAGAGGUGCGGUGAAGGGUGACAAGAAAAGCCAUGAAAAAAGACAACUCUUGCCUCCAACCAACCUGAACUAUAGAACCGUCUGGUUGGAAAAUUUACGAUCGCAGCAAAACGGAAGAAAGCGUUUCUCAGGUUUGCAGAGCGGAAAGUGUCGACUGGCUGGCGGUGUGAAUUUAUGGUGCCGGUGUAUUUUUAGUGAGUUGAAGGCUAAUAAACAGAAAUCACAGCGAAGAAAUGUCGAAGCUGAAACUUGUCGGCGGUAGGCCAAUCACCAUGGAUGAAGCCAUUGAGCUGCGACAAACAGUAUUCGGUUCAGCCGCCAGUCCUCCCCGAGGCGAAUGGACCCGCACCGGAAUCAACUUCGGUACCAUAAACGGAGAGUAUCCUUACGGACUGAGGACGCCGCGCAAUGCCACCCGGGGUAUGCAAUCGGUGCUACAGGCAUUCAUCAUUAAACAUUUCAUAUUCGACGUUAAGCCUAGAGAUAAGUCUGUGCCACUAGAAGAACUGCUGAAGCCCACCGAGGCCGAAGCGGCACAAGCGCUAUAUCUAGCGAUCUCGGAUAUCCUAUGGAAUAUUGGUGAAAAAACCAAGGCGAUUAUCGCACUGCCGGGUGAAGCAUCGCACAUUUCGCACAGCCACGUGUACUUCCAAGAUAACGUUACGGAAAAGUUGUAUUUCUUCGAGUUCACCACGCUGGAUGAGAUGCAGAUUUUUGCAAAGCGGUACCUACCCUAUUUCACCGAGAAUCCAGGACCCGGAGCGCUACUACUACUGUACAGCGGCGUUGUGACGCGUGGCAUGGAGAAUCUUCGGAACGACUUAGACGCACCAAAGGGAGCACAUUUAAUGGGUCCGUAUGAAGAAGGAUCACUAAAUAUAGUCACUUUGAUGCUGACAGGCCGUGCCACGCCGUACUUGCACAAUGGCGUUGUAUAUGUAGGAGACGAGGAUCACUACGCUCUACCCCAAUUCGGCAUCCUCGGCCGAGGGUCCAUCGGUUUGCUGGUGUGGGAAGGCGAAAAUGAAGCAAUGCGGUCGGCAUCCCGUCAGCCUGGCUCCCGUCUGAAAACACCGGCCACGCCCGUCUGGGUCAGCUGCUGCUGCGGUCACUUUGGAGUACUGUUCAAUUCAAACCGAGAACUGCUGAGGAACUAUCAUGCUGAAAAACGAUUCGAGCUGCACUACUACACCCUUGCCGGAUGCUACCUUGCGAUGACGGUGGACAACCGCCAGCAGGAGGAAGGCGCCGACGACGGUCAGGAAGAAGGCGAACGGAAGCAAAACGACAUGGUAUCGACUCCGUUGGAACGUUUGAUUCACACCAAAUGGAUGGAAGCCAAGAUCACAUACCACGGGCCGCUACCAGCUUCGUUGAACUUUUAAAUGCUCGUCAGUUUAACUGCAUUCAGAAGAAAAGCUUUACCAAAAUCACUUAAUUCUGGUGUUGAAUGUUGAGUAUCAUCAUAGAUCGCUAUGGAUCGGAAUCCGUUGCAAGCGGUUUUGAAUUCAAUUUGUGUUAUUCAUGCUGUUGGCAUCAUAUUCCAAUACAUAAUACAAACAAGUGCUUUUAGGCUAGCAAUAAGACCGACAUAAAAAAAUAAUCAAACGAAGAAAACAUUGCAAAUAUCCAAAUUUUGUUGAUGAUAAACCUUUGCAGGAGCUUGUUAGCCUUGAUGUGAUAUAGAGAAGCUGUAAUGUUCAAUGGCAGUUUCGAUUCACUUUUAAGUACAAAAUUCCAAUAGUCCCAAUAGA